Molecule: messenger RNA, 2343 nt
Organism: Anolis sagrei ordinatus
Lineage: Eukaryota; Metazoa; Chordata; Lepidosauria; Squamata; Anolidae
Source: RefSeq, a predicted model, not a curated record
GGUAUUGGAACACGAGGGGGCGGGAAAAGGGGUUGCCUAGUUUCGGCGGGAGACUGGCAGGUAACGGUGGUUUCCUCGCGUGUGUACCUUUCCAAGGGCUGGCUUUAGCACAGCAGGUUAAUCAGCAGCAGCAGUAAAUCUUGCCAACCAAAGGACUGACAGUUCGAACCCGAGUCAGGGUGAGCUCCUGACCUUCAGCCCAGCUCCCCCUGCUCACCUAGUGGAUCAAAAACAGCAAUCAAGGCUUGAGAGUCAUGUCAAACUGGGUAUCAUAUUACAAAAAUGAAGACGAGGAGGAAGGGGAGGAACAAGAUGAAGAAGUUGAAACAAUUGGAGAAUAUAAAUAUUCAGGUCGGGACACUUUGCUUUUCUUAGUGGAUGCAUCAAAAGCUAUGUUUGAUUCCUUUGAUGAUGAUGAUGAUUUGGCUCCUUUUGAUAUGACAAUCCAGUGCAUCCAAAAUGUGUACACAAACAAGAUCAUCAGCCACGACAGGGAUCUUGUUGGCGUUGUGUUUUAUGGUACAGAGCAGUACAAAAAUUCAGUGGAUUUUAAGUAUAUUUAUGUUCUUCAGGAUUUGGACAAUCCAGGAGCCAAACGAGUUUUGGAAUUGGGAAAGUACAAGGGAGAACAGGGGAAGGCUCUCUUCAGCAAAACAUUUGGCCAUAGCACCAACUAUUCAUUAGGUGAGGCCCUCUGGGUUUGCUCCAAUCUUUUCAGUGAUGUCCGACUCAAGAUGAGCCACAAGAGGAUUAUGCUGUUCACCAAUGAAGAUAACCCUCAUGGUCAAGACAGCACUAAAGCCAAAUUUGCUAGGACCAAAGCUACAGACCUCCGAGAGACAGGUAUAUACCUCGACUUAAUGCACCUGAGGAAGCCCGGAGGAUUUGAUAUCUCCUUGUUCUACAGGGACAUCAUUAAUACAGCAGAGGAUGAGGACUUGGGAGUCCACUUUGAUGAAUCCAGCAAGCUAGCAGACCUUAUGAAGAAAGUAAGAGCAAAAGAGACAAGGAAGCGAGCUUUAGGCAGGUUGAAUUUCUAUCUGGGAAAAGAUGUGGCUCUUUCUGUUGGUAUUUUUAACUUAGUCCAAAAAGCUUUCAAACAGCCCCCUGUGAAACUUUAUAGAGAAACAAAUGAGCCUGUAAAAACAAAAACACGCACUUUUAACAAAGAGACGGGUAGCUUGCUUCUGCCUAGUGACAUGAAGAGGGCUCAGAUCUAUGGCAACCGUCAAAUUGUAUUGGAGAAAGAGGAGGUGGAAGAAACAAAGCGAUUUGAUUCACCGGGUUUAUAUCUGGUUGGUUUCAAGCCCUUGGUAAUGCUGAAACAACAUCAUUACAUCAAGCCAGCUCAGUUCAUCUAUCCAGACGAGUCCUUGAUUAGUGGAAGUACUGCACUGUUCCGUGCCCUGCUGACAAAGUGUCUGGAGAAAGGAGUGAUGGCCAUAUGUAGGUACACUGCCCGUCGGAACACCCCUCCUAGGUUUAUAGCCCUGACCCCGCAGGAAGAAGAACUGGAUGAGCAGAAUGUGCAGAUAUCUCCUCCAGGUUUUCAUCUGAUUUUCCUACCAUAUGCAGAUGACAAACGGAAGAUAGAUUUUACAGAAAAAGUCCCAGCUAAUCAAGAACAGGUGAACAAAAUGAAAGAAAUUGCUCAAAAGCUGCGAUUCAAAUACAGGAGUGAGAGUUUUGAGAAUCCAGUUCUGCAGCAGCAUUAUAUGAACCUAGAAGCCUUGGCACUGGACCUGAUGGAACCUGAAAAGGCUGAGGAUCUGACCAUUCCGAAGGUUGAGGUGAUGGAUCGCAGGCUGGAUAAUCUUGUGGAGGAAUUCAAGCAGUUGGUGUACCCACCAGGCUAUGAUCCUGACAGCAAAGCUACAAAGCGAAAACAAGCAGGGAAUGAUACUGAAAAGCCAGAAAAGAAACCCAAGAUUGAAAUCUCGGAGGAGGAACUGAGGAAUCAUGUUAAAAAAGGCACUUUGGGUAAACUUACAGUACCAGUUCUGAAGGAAGUGUGCAGGAUUUAUAAGCUGACAGGGGGUACAAAGAAACAAGAACUGUUAGAUGUAGUGACUAACUAUUUCAGUAAGCACUGAGUUCUGUGCACCUAGUCAGCUGUUCAGUCUCCGCAAGAGACUUUUCCUUAAGACUUCGAUCUUGACAAGGGAGAAAAAAACAGUGUAGUUAUAAUUACAUAGAAAUAUGUGCUGCCCUCCUCCCUGAGAGAUUGAUAGCACCUGGUUGGAAUGGUUUACUGAUAGAAAAAUACUUUAGCCUACUUUUGGUUCUAGAUUUCAUGAAAAUUUGUGACCUUUCUAUAUCUUUAAUAAAUACUAUGGUUAUUUA